AUGGGUGGAAAAUUGUUACCAAUCAAUAAACAAAUUGAUAAAGAUUCACAAAAACAAGCCUUAGAGAAUUCGGAGAAACUUAAACCAAUUAUAAAAACAGUAAUUUUAUGUGGGCGUCAAAAUUUGUCUUUAAGAUCGCAUGGAGAUUAUGGAGUUUUUGAUACAAAAAUAGAACCCAUUAAAAAUGAGGGGAAUUUUCGUGCUAUAUUAAGGGCUAGAAUAGAAUCAGGUGAUGAAAAUUUAAGAAAGCAUUUUGAAACAUGUGGUAAAAAUGCUACUUAUAUAAGUUGGAAUAUACAAAAUCAAAUUAUUGAGGCGUGUGAUGAAAUAAUUAUUCAAAAAUUAGUUACUAAAAUUAAUAAAGCUAAAUUUUUUUCUGUCUUGGCUGAUGAAACUACAGACGUAUCAACCGUAGAACAAUUUUCUUUAUGUGUGCGAUUUGUUGAAUUAAUGAGCAAUAAUGAGUACAAAAUUGUUGAACAAUUUUUGAAAUUUGUUCCUGUUCAAUCUACAACAGGUCAAAACUUGGCAGAUGUUCUUUUAGAAACAUUAAACAAUGUUGGGAUUGAUUUAAACUUUUUACGUGGACAAGGCUAUGAUGGUGCUUCUUCUAUGAGCGGCCAAUUUAAAGGCGUGCAGGCGUUUAUUUCAAAUAUAUACCCAACUGCAAUAUACGUACAUUGCGUUUCGCAUAGUUUAAACUUAGCUUUAUCAAAUGCGGCUGAAGUAGUUCCAAUUAGAAAUGCUUUUGGCAUUCUCCAAAAAAUAUAUACAUUUUUUAAUACCCCGAAACGGCAAAAUGUCCUUCAAAAUAAUAUCGAAACAUCAACUCAUAAUUCAAAUAAAACGAAAUUAAAGCAACUUUGUCCCACCAGAUGGGUUGAACGUCAUGAUUCGGUUAUUAUAAUGAAACAAAUGUUGUUGCCUGUAGUUGCAGCUUUAGAAGAAAUACAGUCAUGGAGUUGUAAAGACUCAUCGUCUAAUGCGUUCUUACUGUUAAGUGGGAUUCGACAAUCAAGUUUUAUUAUUUCACUAUUGUGUGCAGAGAAACUCUUAAGUUAUACUUUACCAAUCAGUAAAAUUCUUCAAACGAGUGAUUUAGAUAUUUCAGAGGCUUUGAAUAACGUAGACGGUGUAGUAUUCGUUCUUCGCGAGAUACGAACUAAUGUUGAAAAUGAAUUUAAAAUUAUUUUUGACGAAGCAAAUGAAAUUGCUAAUGCUUUAGAACUAACAAUUACUAUGCCCAGAUUAACAAAAAAUCAAACCAAACGAUGCAAUGUACCAGCUGAAAAUGAAGAAGAAUAUUAUAGACGUGCCAUUUUUAUUCCAUGGCUAGAUUCUUUUAUAAACAAUAUAUCCGACCGAUUUUUAAAGCAUAAAUGUAUUAUUAAAAGUUUUAAGUGUCUUUUACCAACUGGAAAUUCCCCUAAUCAAACAGAAAAAUCACAGUAUUUAAAACUUUUAGAAUUUUAUAAAAAUGAUAUACCAGAAAAUGGUGUUAACGCUGCAGUAGCCGAAUUUGAUUUAUGGUAUCAAAAAUUCCAAUGCCCAAAUCAUUCAUUACCACAUAAUGCAAUCGAUGCAUUAAAUUUGUGUAAUGAUACUCUAUUUGAAACUAUAUUUAUACUUUUAAAAAUAUUCUCAACAUUGCCUGUCUCGACUAGUACAACAGAAAGAUCAUUUUCCACUUUGAGAAGAAUAAAAACAUACUUGAGAAAUACAAUGAGUCAGAAUCGACUGAACGGAUUAGCUAUGCUUCAUAUUCAAAGAGAAAUCGACGUUCAAACUUCAGAAGUACUCUCAGGGUACGGCGAGGGCCCUCUUGUAGCAAGCGUUGAUGCCAACCGAGCUCUCCUCGUGGAAAGAGUAGGGGAUACAGCAUUGGAUCCGCGUUUGAAGAGCCGGCUGGUAUGGUCUGUAGCCGACGAUGUUGUGGGUCAAUCGGAUUCCGGUCGUAAAUGA
Molecule: messenger RNA, 1962 nt
Organism: Metopolophium dirhodum (rose-grain aphid)
Lineage: Eukaryota; Metazoa; Arthropoda; Insecta; Hemiptera; Aphididae
Product: 52 kDa repressor of the inhibitor of the protein kinase-like
Exons: 2
Coding region: 1-1962 (653 amino acids)
Molecular function (GO): protein dimerization activity
Source: RefSeq, a predicted model, not a curated record